Molecule: messenger RNA, 813 nt
Organism: Geosmithia morbida
Lineage: Eukaryota; Fungi; Ascomycota; Sordariomycetes; Hypocreales; Bionectriaceae
Product: 3-oxoacyl-[acyl-carrier protein] reductase
Exons: 4
Coding region: 1-813 (270 amino acids)
Molecular function (GO): oxidoreductase activity, acting on the CH-OH group of donors, NAD or NADP as acceptor
Source: RefSeq, a predicted model, not a curated record
AUGUCUGGACGUCUGAAUGGGAAAGUAUGCAUCGUAACCGGCGCCUCAUCCGGGUUCGGCCGCGCCAUGUCACUGGGCUUCGCCCGCGAAGGGGCCAAGCUUGUCUGCGCGGACCUGAAACCCACGGCGCGAUCGAAUCUCAACUCGGAGCUAGACAUUAACACCGAUGAGUACAUCAGGAAGAAUGGAGGGGAGGCCAUUUUCGUCAAGACAGAUGUUAGCAAGAGCGAGGACUUUGAGAAUCUGGUCAAGGAGACCGUGAGCAAGUUCGGACGGAUUGACGUCCUUGUCAACAACGCUGGCAUCGCUGUCGAGCCCAACAGGGACGCACUCCGGAUCCACGAGACCCCCGAGCACGAGUGGGAUCUGACUAUGGCUGUCAAUGCCAAGUCUAUCUUUCUCGGGUGUAAGCACGUGAUUGGGCAGAUGAUGAAGCAGGAUGAUCGGCCGUUUGGCGACAGAGGAUGGAUCAUCAAUGUCGCCUCGAUAUAUGGUAUUGUUGGGGGGUACAACAACGCCUCGUACGCGGCGUCCAAGGGCGCUGUGAGCAACGUGACGCGGACGAUUGCGCUCGAGUAUGCCAGGGACGAUAUCCACUGCAAUGCCAUCUGUCCUGGGUACACCGAGACGGCCAUCUACAAAGGUACCAGAUCAUACGAGGGAAAUGUCGCACAAAUAGGACCGCUGCACCCGCUGCACGGCAUCGGGAAACCAGAUGACAUUGUCGGGGCUGCGGUAUUCCUAGCCAGCGGGGAGGCUAGAUGGGUGACGGGGGUCAAUUUGCCGGUGGAUGGAGGGUUUCUAGCGCAGUAA